This is a messenger RNA of Chelonus insularis, 2378 nucleotides long. RefSeq names its product synaptic vesicle glycoprotein 2B. Bases 452 to 2113 code for a protein of 553 amino acids. Lineage: Eukaryota; Metazoa; Arthropoda; Insecta; Hymenoptera; Braconidae. Gene Ontology annotation, cellular component: membrane. Gene Ontology annotation, molecular function: transmembrane transporter activity. The transcript has 7 exons. Gene Ontology annotation, biological process: transmembrane transport. The record is from RefSeq and is a predicted model, not a curated record.
AAUAAAUGAAAAAUGUUAUCAAAAUAUUCUAACUAUAUCGAUCAAUACUCUAAGUGGUUUAAACAAAUUAUAAAAUCAUUGUGAUGCUAAAAAUAUUCAAUUGUUUAACAUAAAAUAAAUAAUUAAUUAAAAAUUAAUCAAACAAAGUGAAAAUUAAAGUAGUAGUUGUUCGAGUGAUAAUUAAACAAAACAGUGACACUAAUUUAAUAAUUAGAAAUAUUUUAUAAUCACUCAUUAUUUUUCAAAUUUUCCAUCAUGUUUUCUCGCGUGUGAACGCAAAACUAAGCCCCGUUGUUAAGAAGCAGCAGAGCAGCGCAGGAUUAGCAGGAAAAUUUCGCCAAAAUCUUCACAAAAAAGAUCUGACUUCUUCAAUAAACCUACCAAUUACAUCAGAUUAAUUAUUUAAUUUUCUUUCAAAGCGAAACUCUUCCAACUGUGCCGACAUCGUAGAAUGGUAGAAAGUGAACUACACUCAAAGCACAAUAAUAAGUGUGAUGUAAAAGACAAUCGAUUAAACGGCUGCGGUUCGAAAGAUCUAGAACUUGCCGGGAUAGGAUCAAAGGGUAAAACUCUAGAUCCCGAAAAAGGAUCUUGUAUUAAAGCUGACUUUGAAAAAGCUAUUGAAUUAACUGAGUAUGGAAAGUUUCACUACUUCUUACUCGCAGUAUGCGGGUUCGUUAGUACGAGUGAGGAGAUGGACGUAAUUUCUAUGUCUUUUAUCUUACCAAGUGCACAAUGUGACUUGCAUUUGAAUACCGAAGCAAAGGGAUGGCUCAGCUCCAUCAUCUUCAUUGGCAUGAUGGCAGGGGCUUAUGCAUGGGGCUCAGUGGCAGAUGCCUUGGGUCGACGAAAGGUUCUUAUUGUUAUUUCUUUUAUGAAUGCCCUCUGCAUCGUAGCGUCCAGUUUUAGCCAAUCUUAUGAACUAUUUCUGUUUUUUCGUUUUCUCAAUGGAGCUGCACUAGGUGGUAGUGGACCAGUAAUAUGGUCAUACUUUGCAGAGUUUCAACCAAAAUCCAAACGUGGAUCAAUGCUGUCAUUUAUGGCAGCAUUUUGGACCCUUGGAAAUUUGUUUGUGGCUGGACUAGCAUGGCUGGUUAUCCCUCAUGAUAUCGGUAUCGACACUAAAAUGUUUACAUUUAAUUCUUGGCGAAUUUUCCUGCUAAUCUGCGCUGCUCCCUCUUUUAUUGUGGCGGGACUACUUCUAUUCCUCCCUGAAUCUCCUAAAUAUCUGCUAUCACGUGGUAGAUAUGAAGAAGCUCUUAAUAUAUUCCGAGGUAUUUAUGCCAUAAAUACUGGUAAACCUCGUGAUACUUACACAGUCAAAGAAUUAGUAAUCAAUGACUUUCAUGAAUUGGAGUCAGUAAAGUCUGAUGCCAAAGAAAAAAAUAAGUACAAGAUUAUGCUGAGUGACAUUAUAGACAAUAGUAAACAGUUAUUUGUCUCACCAAUUUUACGUUUCACUGUAAUAUCAAUUAUCAUUAACUUCACUUUUCAUAUUGGUUAUUAUGGUCUUAUGAUGUGGUUUCCGGAACUUUUUAAUCGCUUUGAUCUUUAUAACCAGCAUUAUCCAAAUCAAACUGCCGACGUCUGUGAAGUUACUGAUUUUUAUAUAAGAGUUAGAAACAAUAAUACUGAAGAAAAUAGACCGUGUGAUAGUAAAAUCGGUGAAUCUGUUUUUAUUGAAUCACUUAUCACUGUUGCUUCUGCUAUUCCUGCCAACAUUGUCGCAGUCUUAGGGAUGGAUCGUUUAGGUCGCAAAUUUUUUCUUGUUUUCAGUACAUUGUCUUCAGGUGCAUGCUCUGUAGGUCUUUAUUUUGUUUACAAUAAAAUUCACAACGUAGUAGUCUCAGCUUUCUUUAGUGGUGUGAUUAGUUGUGGUAAUGCGGCUUUGGAUUGUCUUAUUACCGAAGUAUUUCCAACUAGCCUACGAGCAACUGGAAUAGCUAUUUCAAUGGUUGCUGCUAGAUUAGGCGGUAUCAUUGGUAAUAUUGUUAUAGCCCAAUUGCUAGACAUGUACUGUCCUGCACCUACAUUUAUCGUUGCUGUUCUUCUUAUUGGAGGAGGUUUACUAUGUUUAUUUUUACCAAACACAACGCGGGAACCACUUUCCUGACACCAGUAAAAUAACAAUACAUCGUUCAUGUUUCAUGGAUAGUCGUUAUAAAUUUUUAUAGAACGUAUUAAACAUUAAAAGAGACAUAAUGUUAAUGGUCACAUGUAGAAAAACAAAAAAAAAACACAGGGUAGAAUAUUAUAACUCAACACCUAUUAUGGAAUAUUCAAUUUAGAUUAGUAAUAACUUUUAUUGUUUAAUAAUAGAAAAAUGAUUUUAUAUAAGAUUAACUCUGGAAAAAUAAAUAUGGGCAAAUUGUGAAUGA